CCGUCAAUCAAAAUAGAAAAAAAUCGACCCGAAUUCACCGAUCAACACUAGCCCGCCUUUGAUAAAAUAAUCAUGUUUGGAGUUUAGUUUAUGAGAUAAUCCUCCCGGUUACUACCAUUUACGCUAUGACUGGUACCUAAACAUUUAGCGCAUCGAAGCGUGCAACUAAUCGCGCCACAGCAGAGCAGCCUCUGAAACAAGGAGAAAUGGCGUCCGCGGACGUGGACAGCAGUCAAAGCGAGUUUCUGCAACCCGGCGGCGCAGCGGAAACACAGACAACAGACAUGUCAGCCAUUCAGCUGACUGGUUCCGACCGAUGGGAGGUGUUAACUCCUGUCUCAACUGGGAAGGAAGACCAGGGAAUCGUUCACAUUCCAAACUCGGGGAUUGUUACGUCCAACGGGCAGUACAUGCUUCCUAUUGGGAGUCUCCCCAGCCAGCCCAUUUAUGUUACAGCAUCUGGGAAUGAGGCUGCAGCCAAUGGAGUGUCAGGCAUUCACUAUCAGGUCAUCCCCCAAAUCCAAAAUGCAGAUGGGACACUUGCAGGUUUCACCCAGGGAUUGGAUGAUGGCACGGGGCAGAUCCAUCUCCUCCAAGAUGGCGGCCAGGGCAGCAUUGGAAUCAGCUGUGCCACAACAGCGACCACAGACCUCCUGACGCAGGCGGGGCAUGUACAGUCAAUCCAAGGCCUCCCGCUGGCUGGGGGGUCAGCAUACACUAAUACAGUGGGGCUGCCCGGCAACAUAACAUUCGUCCCUAUAAACAGUGUGGAUCUGGAGUCUCUAGGGCUGACUGGAGCACAUACGGUCCCCAUUGCAACAGGGGUAACACCCGAAGGUCAGCUGAUCAUGGGCGGCCAGACGCUGGACAAUCAGGGUCAGGACACUGGCGUCAAGCAGCCGCUGGUGACAGUGAGCAGCGCCAACCAAGAACUCUACGUGCCAACCACCACUUCCUCCUCCAACCCCUCCCAUCUUCCGGAGACCAUCGAUGGCACCGGGGUUCUGACCCAAGCAACCGCCGUGUCUGCAGGCGUGUCCGACCCCUCCUCAGAGAACUUCAACUCCCAAAACCACCUGCAGCAAAUCCAGCAGGUCUCAUCCUCUAAUGCCACCACUAUAUCGCAGCCCAUCCUGCAGCUGUCUGGGGACAGCCAGGCUCAGGGUCAGGACCUAAAUGCAGCAGGUCAGACUCUGCAGAGUGUGCAACUGGUCAACCCAGGGACCUUCCUCAUCCAGGCCCAAACUGUCACCGCUACUGGGCAGAUCCAGUGGCAGACCUUCCAGGUCCAGGGUGUCCAGUCACUCCAGGGGCUCCAGUUGCCCCAGGGGCAGGGGCAGGCCCAGCAGCUGACCUUAGCCCCGGUCCAUACUCUCCCUCUGGGCCAGACAGGCCAGGUCAGCCUGCCCAACCUCCAGACAGUCACAGUGAACUCUGUAGCACAAGGUGGAGUUCAGUACACACAGGGAGAGGACCAAAACAGUCCAAUUGGUAUCCAGAUCAAGGAGGAGCCGGACUCUGAGGAGUGGCAGCUUAGUGGAAACUCCACGCUCAACCCCAGCGAUCUGAACAACCUGCGUGUUCCGAUGGGAGAUGAGGAAAUGGAGAUGGCGGGCGGGGAGGGCAAGAGGCUCCGCAGAGUAGCCUGCACCUGCCCCAACUGCAAAGAGUCUGGAGGAAGAGGUUCAGGCAUGGGGAAGAAGAAGCAACAUAUCUGCCACAUUGCAGGCUGCGGGAAGGUUUACGGGAAGACGUCUCAUCUUCGAGCUCAUUUGCGCUGGCACAGUGGAGAGAGACCCUUCGUCUGCAACUGGAUGUUCUGCGGAAAGAGGUUCACCAGGAGCGACGAGCUGCAGAGACACAGGAGGACACACACAGGAGAGAAGAAGUUUGUGUGCAUAGAGUGCUCCAAGAGGUUCAUGAGGAGCGACCACCUGGCCAAGCACAUAAAGACUCACCAGAAUAAAAAAGGCGGGGUACCCUCCACGUCUCCGCCCACCGCCGAAGCAGUCAUCACCGCCGACGGAACCACGCUCAUCCUCCAGACCGCCAACCACGACCUCUUAGCCAAUCAGGAGAUCCCUUUGCAGCUGGUCACCGUGGCGUCCGGUGAGGCUAUGGAAUGAGGGGGUGAAUGGGGCGAGUUUUUUUUUUUUUUUUUUGUUGAGAACUAGCCUAUCACAGGGACCUCUUGGGCUUUCUCUUUCCUCUCUUAACUUGUUUUUUACAUAUGAAUAUAUACGUAAAUAUAUAUGACAAAUAUAUAUAUUUUA
Messenger RNA from Perca flavescens (yellow perch), 2273 nucleotides. Its product is annotated as transcription factor Sp3. The record is from RefSeq and is a predicted model, not a curated record. NCBI's taxonomy places the organism in Eukaryota, Metazoa, Chordata, Actinopteri, Perciformes, Percidae. The transcript is spliced from 9 exons. Gene Ontology annotation, biological process: regulation of transcription by RNA polymerase II. Gene Ontology annotation, molecular function: DNA-binding transcription factor activity, RNA polymerase II-specific; RNA polymerase II cis-regulatory region sequence-specific DNA binding. Bases 207 to 2126 code for a protein of 639 amino acids.